This is a messenger RNA of Andrographis paniculata, 1458 nucleotides long. RefSeq lists its product as uncharacterized. Gene Ontology annotation, cellular component: nucleus. The coding region runs from base 203 to 1300 and encodes 365 amino acids. Lineage: Eukaryota; Viridiplantae; Streptophyta; Magnoliopsida; Lamiales; Acanthaceae. The record is from RefSeq and is a predicted model, not a curated record. Gene Ontology annotation, biological process: regulation of cell cycle. The transcript is spliced from 4 exons.
UAAUCUUCAGUAUUUCCAAAAUUUUGAGCAUUAGAGCGAUCUGAAAAUCCAUAAAAUCCCGCCUGCUCGAAUUCCGAUCCUUCUAGUAGCAGAAAGCCCAAAAACCCUACCGGUCCAGAAUUUCUAAUUCUCCAUUUUUGAUUCAUUGAAGUUGCAGGAACCCUAGCUGAGUCUGAGAUUGGCAAUUUCGUGGAGAGGCGACAUGGGGAAGGCUGAAGACAGAGAGGAACUGAGCGGAGCAUUCAACGAGCUCGCGAACGCCGUACGCGAUUUUUUUCAGGUGUUCGAUCAUAUGCCAUUUGCGUCGCUUAAAAAAUCUGACUGGAAGGAGGUGAUUGAGCUGUCUGAUGCACUGUACAGACACGCCACCACAGUCGGAUUUCUUUGCACGGCGGAUACCCCUGGAGUCACUAUUCUCAAAGAAGCCAUGUCUGCACACAUCAAUGCAUUGCAAAGCUUCCUUUUGGUGUCCCAUGGAAGCACGGUGGGUGCAGGACCGACCCUCUUUUCUUGCAUUCGUAAAAAUUCCAAGCAAGUUGUUGAUACCACUCUCAUGCUAUUAAAGGAAGUAGUCUCCGCAUACGGAUCAGAGAGUAAAUCCCGGAAAGAUUCGAUCCCACAACUUGUAGGUGUAGCCUGCGAAGCUUGUAACGCAGUGAAAAAGACACCGACAACUAAUGUUACAGCUGUGGGACGAGCAAUGACAGAAGUUUCAAUAUCCGUUAAGGAUGUCCUCCGGGAAUUGAAGGAACUGAAGCCAGCUUCGUACGAACCACCGACCAAAUCCUCCGGGGAAACCUCUACUACUAAAACAGAAGAUAAAUCAAACAACGAUGCUGGUUCGUGCGACGGAGAUUUGGGGUCGAAUUUGUCGCCCGAAGAGAUGAAAAUCGCCGAGAUAGCUACAACAGCCGUCUCCGAAUUGCUGGCAGUUAUGAAAGAGUUGAUUCGAUGCAUCACUGCAAUGCUUCGACGCGAAAACGCCAAACAGAGCUCUGUUUCAGUCGAUUCCCUGGAGAAACUCUUGAAGCUCUGCCAGGGAAUCAGCGCCGAGGUCGACAACCUCGGAGCGUGUCUUUAUCCACCACAAGAAAUCCCGGCAAUCAUUUGGGCCGUGGAAAAGAUUUCCCUCUCCGUCGAGGCAACCCAAACAGAGCUGCAAAAUCUUAAAGGUUCGACGAAGGAUUUCACCCGGGCUUGCGAUACAUUGAAGAGCUCAUUGACACGAUUAUCACGUGCCAUAGGCUCGGAAGGCGACGACGGAAAUGUUCUCCGAAAAUUGGAGAAUCUUGAUGUCUGAAAUUAGACCGCGUUGCCGGUGUCUGGGGGGGGGGGGGGAGUAUAUUCUUGUUUUUGUGUAGCUAUUGUCCGUAGGUACCGAUGUAAUAUUCCGACAUGAAUAUGGUUCAGACAAAGACUGAUGUUUCUGUCCUGAAUGAUCGCAUCGUUAGAUACUAA